Molecule: messenger RNA, 2064 nt
Organism: Aricia agestis (brown argus)
Lineage: Eukaryota; Metazoa; Arthropoda; Insecta; Lepidoptera; Lycaenidae
Gene: gb
Product: Y+L amino acid transporter 2
Exons: 10
Coding region: 254-1672 (472 amino acids)
Biological process (GO): amino acid transmembrane transport
Cellular component (GO): membrane
Molecular function (GO): L-amino acid transmembrane transporter activity
Source: RefSeq, a predicted model, not a curated record
AGCGUGCUGCGUGGUGUAAACGAGGUUUUUUUUGGGUAUUUUUAUUCGUUUUAUUUUAUUUUUGUAUAGAACCUCUAGAUUGUUGUAGUAAUUAUUUAUAGUACUAUUAAAAUUCAAAAUAUACUCACGAAAAGUAUAGAGUACGUUGGCAUUAGGUUGACACAUCAGUAAAUUUAGAAUUUUAUAUUUUUCUAAAAAUAAAAUUGUAAUUAAUAUCUACCGCCCACUGAAAGUAAAUACUAAAACUUAAAAAAUGAGUCAACUAACAGUGAGAAUGCGUAAACAGCUGGGUCUGUUGGAAGGGGUUGCAAUUAUAUUGGGCAUCAUAUUCGGUAGUGGAAUUUUUAUAUCGCCUAAGGACGUGCUAGAGAAAACAGGAUCUGUGUGGGGAUCGCUAUGUGUUUGGGCCGCCUGUGGGGUCUUGGCCACUCUCGGAGCUCUCUCUUAUGCUGAAUUAGGAACUACCCUCGCCCAAAGCGGUGGUGAUUACCACUACAUAAACGAAGCAUAUGGACCGCUGCCUGCAUUCUUGUACUUAUGGGAUGCCAACUUAGUUUUUGUACCAUCAACCAAUGCAAUCAUGGCUCUAACCUUCGCUAACAACGUUUUGAUGCCAUUAUAUCCUGACUGUCCCAUAGACUAUACAUGCAAGAAAUUAGUAGCAGCCGCCACUAUUGGACUCCUAACUUUCAUAAAUGCAUAUGAUAUAAAAUUCACAACACGCAUUCAAAAUGUAUUUAUGUUCACCAAGAUCGCUGCGUUGGUCGUCAUAAUUUUUGGCGGGAUUCUGUGGAUGGCAAAAGGUGGUGUCGAACAUUUUGAUAAUGGCUGGGAUGGAACUGUGUCCUCUGUCAGCGAUUGGUCCGUUGCAUUCUACUUCGGCAUAUUUUCGUACUCUGGAUGGAACUACUUAAACUUCAUGACGGAAGAGCUGAGGAAUCCGUUUAAGAAUCUGCCCCGCGCUAUCUACAUCUCACUACCUAUGGUGACGGCGAUAUAUGUAUUGGCCAACGUGUCAUAUUUGGCUGUACUCGGGCCCGCUAACGUGAGGACUACUGAGGCUAUUGCUGUGGACUUUUCCGUUGCUGCUUUAAGCUACUUCAAAUACGCUAUGCCACCUCUAGUAGCCAUUGCUAUUCUUGGUGGCCUAUCUGUGCAUAUAAUGGCAUCUUCUAGAAUGUGCUUCGCUGGCGCCAGAAACGGCCAUAUGCCAAAAUUAUUGGCGCAUAUCAACGUGAAAUGUAUGUCGCCGAUGCCCUCGCUUGUGUUUUUGAUGCUGAUCUCAAUGGUAAUGCUGAUACCCAAUGAUCUGACGAUGCUGAUAACAUACUGUACCGUGGUAGAGUCCUUCUUCACGACCCUCAGUUGUAGCGCCGUGCUGUGGCUGCGAUACAAGAGACCCGACCUGCCUAGACCUAUUCGGGUUCAACUCUGGAUGCCGGUUAUUUUCGUGGUUAUCUCUGCUGUGCUGAUGGUUGCGCCGGUGGUUUCGCAACCCGUGGCGGUGCUGGGAGGUUUCCUCAUGACGGUCUCCGGUAUACCGGUCUACUAUCUAUUGGUGAAGGCACAGUUCAAAGCCGUCCAGAAUUUCUCAUCUAAAUUCGAACACUUGUGUCAAAAAUUGUUCAUGUGUGCACUCGAAGAUGCCGUCGUCGAGGAAUCAAAAGAAUAAAAAGAGAAGAAGAAAUUUUACUUAAAUAUCAUAAUAAAGAUCUUGAAGCCAAUAUUGACCAAUUACAAUGAAUCUCAAAAAAUGCCAAAGCAGAAUCUGACCAAUCACAAGCAAGUAUCAAGAUGGUCAAGUACGAAAAUCAUUUUUGAAGAAUCCAUAAUGUAUUUUUUACGGUACGCCUAAAAUUUCAAAGAGUAUUUUGAUGUAGAUAUUUUGUAUUAUAAUGCGAUCUACAAAUUACGGUACAGUAAAUGUAGACGCGUAAUUUGUAGAUCUGUGUUUAUGGUUAAACUUAUUAAACAUUGCCACGAUCAAAGUACACUUGGAUAAAGUCUCACUGGGUUUGUACUUUUUAACUCAAAUCGAAGCAAGAAAAAGUAAGAUCAAAGCAG